AUGAAUACUGAAGAAACAAAUAAAUCAUCCAUGGCUACAACAGAUCUAUCACCAGAAAAAAAAUAUAUGAAUAUUGAAGAUUUAAAAACAAGUUUUAUCGGUAAAACAUCUGAAUAUAUAAAUACUAUGUUAAAUACUGUACUCGAUGAUCCAGUAUUACUUCGUGUAGCUAUAAGACGAUGUCGUCUUGAUUGUGCAGAAGCUGAACGUCGUAUAAAUAAAUUAAAAGAAGAUAAUAAAGAAUAUAUUCCUAAAAAUGAAUAUGUUGCUCUUCAACAAACAUAUGAUGAACUUGUUAAAACAUCGGAACAAUUAAAACAAAAUUUUCGUAAUGCUAAAGUUGAAUAUAAUGCAUUGAAAGAAGCACUUGAGUAUUUAAUUAAAGAUCGAGAUAAAUAUUUUACAUUAUGUGAAACUUAUCGUGCUACUUUAACUCCUAGACCAAAAUGGGAACGAUGUGCAUCAAUAAUUGAAGGUGGAAUAGAACGUUGGAAUGAAUUAGCUAUUGGAAAAACAAGUAAUGAGCUUGUAGAUAUUUUACUUAAUGAAAUUAUAGGCGGCAAUGAUAUUUACAAUAAUGUUGUAAAUUUUAUUGGUCUUGGUCUUGAUCCAAAAAUACCAAAAUUUCUUCAAACAACAUCAAAUAUUCGUAAUCGACAUUUUAUGCAAAGAGAUGUUUCACUUUUAAUUGAAGAUAUAUGGAAACAAAAGCUUGAAUAUGAUUUUGAACAAAAAUCUACGACAGCUUCGAAACAAAAUAUAAAAAUAUCUCUUGUUGAUUUUGUACAUAUUUAUUUUCAACGACGUUUUCCUGAUGAUGAACUUCUACAAUUAGAAUGGGGAUAUAAUCUAGUAGCAGGUUGUCGACGAUUUAAAUCAUCUUCUGAAAUAAGCAAUUUUUGGAGUGUACUUUUAGGACAAGUUAGUAUUUUAUAUCAUAAAUACAGUUAA
Messenger RNA from Rotaria sp. Silwood1, 951 nucleotides. The record is from the annotation of a GenBank genome assembly. Lineage: Eukaryota; Metazoa; Rotifera; Eurotatoria; Philodinida; Philodinidae.